Messenger RNA from Capra hircus (goat), 612 nucleotides. RefSeq names its product ribosomal protein L36a like (gene RPL36AL). The transcript is spliced from 2 exons. Gene Ontology annotation, molecular function: structural constituent of ribosome. Bases 130 to 450 code for a protein of 106 amino acids. Gene Ontology annotation, biological process: translation. The record is from RefSeq and is a predicted model, not a curated record. Gene Ontology annotation, cellular component: ribosome; cytosolic large ribosomal subunit. NCBI's taxonomy places the organism in Eukaryota, Metazoa, Chordata, Mammalia, Artiodactyla, Bovidae.
CACUGCCGCUCAGGCUUGGUUCCUACUUCCGCCACGUCCCUCCUUUUCCUGUGAGGCGCGAGACGAGCGAGACAGGAACGUGGACGUCGGGUCUCUCGUUUGCACCGCGAAGACACUUCUGCUGCAAAGAUGGUCAAUGUACCUAAAACCCGAAGGACUUUCUGUAAGAAGUGUGGAAAGCAUCAGCCUCACAAAGUGACCCAGUAUAAGAAGGGCAAAGAUUCCCUGUAUGCCCAGGGAAAGAGGCGCUAUGAUCGGAAGCAGAGUGGCUACGGUGGGCAAACCAAGCCAAUUUUCCGGAAGAAGGCUAAAACCACAAAGAAGAUCGUGCUGAGACUUGAAUGCGUUGAGCCCAACUGCAGAUCCAAGAGGAUGCUGGCCAUUAAGAGGUGCAAGCAUUUUGAACUCGGAGGAGAUAAGAAGAGAAAGGGCCAAGUGAUCCAGUUCUAAGCUUUGGGAUUCUUUUGUUCUUAUGUUUUGAGAGGAAAAUGUUGAAGUUACAGAAAAAUUGCCUGAAUGAGAAUAAAUAGUGAUACUUCUACUAAAAUCUUUUGUAUGUUUUACAUUAGUUGCAUGCCUAAUAUGGUUCUAAAUUAAAAUAAUGGUAAAUUA